AUGGGGGCACUCUUACACUCCUUCUCUGUAGCUUUUAUCACUCCAAAAGCUUUAAAACUGGUCCAUGGAAAUGGGUCCUCCAGAAACCAAAUUUCAAGCUUGGAAUUCGCAAAUGGGUACUCCUCGUUUUCUUCUCGUAGGCCAGUUACCUCUCAGAAGCUCUCUGUUGGACGUAGAAAGUCGGUGAUUGUUGGUGCAAAGAAGAACAGUAACAAGGAGGAGAAGAAGAAGAACGACAAUCAUAGCUUCGUAUCAAAACCGGAUGAGGCCACUGGCCCUUUCCCUGAAGCUGUGCUGCUUAAAGAGAAGAAAGUUCAGGAAGAUGGUAAACUUCUCCCUGAGUUUGCUGACGCAGAAGAAGAGAAGGUAUAUGAAUAUUUGAAGCUUCAGCUACAAAGCGAUUUGAAUGAGGAACGAAUGCGCCACUAUGAGGUGGUUUAUCUGAUUAAUGAGAAGCAUGUGGAAGAGGUUGGGAGUGUCAAGGAGAAAAUUGAAGGUUUUCUAAGGGAGAAGAAAGCCAGGAUAUGGAGAGUGAGUGAUUGGGGAAUGCGAAGACUAGCAUACCAAAUAAAGAAAGCCAAGAAUGCUUACUACAUUUUGAUGAACUUUGAGAUAGAAGCCAAAUGGAUAAAUGACUUUAAGACCAUGUUGGACAAGGAUGAAAGAGUCAUUAGGCAUCUUGUGAUGAAGAGGGAUGAGGCAAUCACAGAGGACUGCCCUCCUCCUCCUGAGUUUCACACCGUCGGUGCAGGUACGGAUUCUGAUGAGGAAGAGGAGGAUAUGGAAUACGACGACGAAGAGUACGGAGAUGAAGAUGGGAUUAUUAUUGUUGACGCUGACAAUGCUGAUAUAGAAGAUAGGAAACAAGGAAUGGUAGAACAAGUAGCUUAG
Molecule: messenger RNA, 891 nt
Organism: Prunus armeniaca (apricot)
Lineage: Eukaryota; Viridiplantae; Streptophyta; Magnoliopsida; Rosales; Rosaceae
Source: the annotation of a GenBank genome assembly